Messenger RNA from Zootermopsis nevadensis, 8886 nucleotides. NCBI's taxonomy places the organism in Eukaryota, Metazoa, Arthropoda, Insecta, Blattodea, Termopsidae. The record is from RefSeq and is a predicted model, not a curated record.
CUAAUCACGAAUUUUUAUAGUAAAAAGAAAAGAAAGAUUAAGUGGUUAAUGCGCCCCGUUGUUAUUUCUACUCUUUAUAAAAUUUAUUAAAGAUACGCGCAGAAAGAAAACUGAAAAAGCUAACCGCGUAAUAUGCUCAAGCUGCAUGGACCUCUGACAUGUCACAUGAAUCACAAACACAGGGUGUACCAGAUAUAAGUACACAUACAUUCAGUUCAUGAAAUAAAGGCAGUUAAAUAAAGUAACUACUACAUACUUCAGAAUUGGAACUUCGUGAAUUAGCGUAUAUUCGAAGGUGUUCAAAAUGUUCCGUAAACAAACACAUGGAGAUUCAAAACACGUUUAAUAUUCUGUGUUAUGAUGUGUAUGCAUUAUUUUUGUUAGACACUGUACAUAAAUUAAUGGCGCAUGAUCUGUGCAGCAUUUUGUGUCAAUAAACAAGUGCAUCGAAUUUUAAACAAAAAUACAUUUUCAAGAUCUUUGGAUGCAGUAAAUUAUGAGCUGGUUUUAAUGUUACGAGGAAUGUCACUUGAUUAUACGCGGGCGGAUUACGACGGAAGGGACACGUCUGUUAGCCAUAACAGCUGGUACCUGUCGAGACUCGAGCCAAGUACUUCUUGGCUGAGGGCAAAGUGGUGUGCUCAGUAGACUCUAGGCCAGUGCCAGAUCCAACAUAUUAAAACCAAAUUACGUCGGGUAGAGAGAUUGUAUGUCUGGACUGAGAACUUCGACUCAAGAUUCGACAAAAUCACGGAAGUUUGAAGUAGAAAUUUAAUUUGUGCCAGACAUGAAGGACGUCUGUUCCCUGAAGGGCAUUAAUUCCUUUUUUAUUUUGCUUUCUUGUACCUGCAUUCCUUCUUUAUUUCAUUACCUGCUCAGAGCUUUUCUAUCUUUCUGCAUGAUCAAGUUCGCGUCUCUUAAUCCCAUGAGACUAUCCUCAUCUUAGUCGGUGUCCCUUUUAUAACAUUACUCAAUAAUAUAAACAUAAUUUAACACAUUUCUGCACACAAGGAAGCCAUUCCACGUGUAGGAAGUUUGUUUCUGUGCAAAUAUUUACAAAAUUGUUUUAUUUUUCCAGCCCUAAAGAUGGAGGCAACAUGUUCCUCCGAAACGCCAGUAUGUUGCUACGAGUCUACACGGAGUUACAGCUUAGAAGACAAAGAGAAUUCUAUGGCGAUUGCCCUCAUGAUAGAAGCACCUCUGAAACUGUGGUCAAUUUCUACCAGAACAUAAGUCACCUUGUUCAGUGUUUUCUGUUCCGCUGAAUAAAACAAAUGAGAAAAGUGCCUUUACAGACUUUGUCUCCCAUCCCCCUGCAGUGCAACAUAUUCAUCUUGGAUAUUCAUUUUGGAACAAGCAAUUGAGACAGAGGGAGAGAAAGAAGCAGGUAACGGAAAUACCGCGCAGAGAGAAAUAAAGACUGCUGUAGGGAGGGCAGCCUAGGUACAAGGGAAGCUGUAGUAGAUCCUGGCGCUCGUGUAAGCUUCCAACUAGUACACAUACACCAGCAGAACGAUCGAUGGGCACAGAAUUCGCGAGAACCCGGUAAAAUCCGACGCCAUUCGUGAUUCUGGCUGCGAGGUAUAUAGCAUCACCCCUGCACUCGGCUGGAACUCGCUUGCCUCUCAGUCCAACCCUGGUCGCGCGACGGGACGGCCUUUAAACAUUUACCCUCCGUCCCCCGGGUCUGGCAUCAAACACCACCCUCCGUCGUCAUCGCCGCGGUGUCGCUCCUUCGACGGCCGAAGAACUUUAGUCGGUGGCCCCGAUCGUCGGAUUUCAGGAGCGGGACAAGAAAAUUGCAACUGGGUCAACCUGGCGUUGGGUUCGUUACUACCACUACCAUUUCUUGUUUUAAUAGAGACCUCCGCUUCCAGCAAGGGCAAGGGUAGGGGAUUAUGGAACUGAGUUCCUGUGCAAGUAAACAAGAAGACAGUUAAGGACAGUGUACAGUGAAAACUCAGUUGUGGUUGACGUGUCUGAACACCGCCGUGUUAUUACAGUGAGAACCGCACUGGCUGACCUGAACCAUAAAUGAUGUUGAAAGGUGUAUCAAAACUGUGACAACGAUAUUGAUUAGAACUAUCGCAACAUCCGGUCCUUGCAAACAGAUCAAAAGAAUCUUUCGAAUUCCGUGCUCUUCUUUUUGUAAUUUUCUUCGAUUAUCAAAUCAGAGAUACGAACAUGAAAUUACUGAAACUGGGUAGUAAUGCCAACUCUUGCGUGUCAAUAUAACACAAUUAAUAAUAGCCGUAGCAACAAAUGCGGAACACGCAAAUUCCAAAUAACACAUUCCUGUUGUUGAUUUAACUCCGUUGCUAUGUUUCUUCAUUGUCUAUUUAUUUCAUGAUAUUUUAAGAAAUUAUCUAAAGUAAGAGAAGUGAAAACAAAACAUUACAUGUAGAAUGGAGAUGUAUGAAAAUCAGAUUAAAGAACACCGUAAUAAAAAAUUUCCUCGCACAUAUUUAUUAGUGAGGGAGAGUUCGACGUGCGCAGUGUCAGGUAAAUGUCGAGUGAGCUCGAUCUGAGUUCAGCGACUUUUUACGCCAAUAGCAGCAAACAGCUUCAUUGGUAGUAUCGCACAAAACCGUGGGUGUUCAAUUAAAGUGUAAAAGUCGAUCAAACGGAAAUACAGCGCAAAAUUUCGGCCGUCGAUGCGUUACAGUAGGCGUGGAUAAAAGGCACGCGAUAUUCACAUUCCAUUAGGUAUAGGUCAAAUAGCUCCGAAUUUUUACGUGCACAUAAAACAAUAAAGCAUUAAUUAUGUCUUAGUUUUAUUGUUAUCAGUUUUUCUUAAUUUUCUUUUGGAAUAUAACCAUAAAUAAGUUCGUUUAAAUUAUUUUAACACCAGUUAAAAUUUACUUUAUUCAACCUAUUUUAGAUGUGAAAGAAUUGCAUUAUGAAAUAAGAUAUUUUAAGUUCCUACGUUAUAAUUUAAAUGACCCAAUUGGGUGCUUUGUUAUAGCAACUUUAAAGUAAUAAAGUCACAGGAAGAGCUUUGGAACAAUUAUAAAUCUAUUGUAUUACAAUUAAGACUUCUGACUUCACAAAGUAGAUAUUACAAACAUGCCAGAUUCAAGUGUCAGUGUAGAAUUCUACAAACAGUGACAACCGACGGCUUUAUGUGCGCGGUAAUAAACACAGAAAUAUAAACUCACGGAUCACCACGACACACUCCGGACAUGUCUACCACGAACUGUCUCCUCGUUAACUCUAAUAGAUGACCGAUGUCAGUGGGCAGUGGACAGUGGACGUGCAGUGGAAGCCAACUCAAACAAGAGGCUCAUGAAGACACUUCAGCUUGGCUUCGUUACGUUCUUGCAGACUAGUUGCAGUCUUACGCUGCGAAUUCUCAACAAGUGAAGUAACCAUGGUAAUGAUGCGGAUAAACGUGAUUUUUGCGUGAGAGGCUGUGGACUUACUCAUCGCCAAAGACGAAGGGGGCAGCACCGCAGCUACGGGCAUAGUUCGGGCACGUCACUUCCUGAAGGUGCAAGAGGCCAUGGAGCGGCAGCUGAGGAGGAAUCUGUCCCUAGUGCUGAUAGCAGUGCUCCUGACUCCGAUAGCCGUCCCUGCAUGUCGCAUUUCAGAGUUCCCGUGCAGAAACGGCCGCUGCAUCAGGCUGGACCGAUACUGUGACGGAGUCGACGAUUGCAGAGAUAAAUCAGACGAACCACGCUACUGCACCGUGUGCAACAGAACUUACUAUGGGGACGUGGGUAAGACGUACGAGUUGGAACUGCACAAACCACGCGAGGACCGCCUGCCCUUCCUCUGCCAGCUCACCUUCAUGGCGAACGGCCACAGCCACGGGGAACUCGUUCAGUUGAUAUUCGACGCCUUCAACGUGGGUCGGUACGAAGCGGUAGCCCUGGAUGGCUGCCCUGACGGCUACAUGCAGCUGUCAGAGAUGGGGCGCCCGUACACGGGAGGUUCGUGGUGUGGAUCUUCCACAGGCUACGCCGUCUACUACAGCGAGACAAGCACAGUGACCGUUUCAGUCAAACUCUUCCAUUCUCCACUGCACGCAGCCAGCCCUUUUGAGUUCCAACUCCGCUACAAAUUUGUUAGUCACGACGAGGCAGUAGUUCGUUUCGGAAGUGUCGGUGCCCCUUUGGAGAGAGGCGAAGUCGUACCCGGGACCUACUGUUCCCGUAAUUACUACGAGUGUUACCGGAAACGCUGCAGGCUUCAAUCACCAAACUAUCCCGGGAUGUAUCCGAGGAAUGUCACUUGUUACUUAACUCUACGCCAGAAGACGAUACCGAACUGCAAGCACGCCAUGAUUGCUGUCAGGCAAGACAGCGAGCACAAGAUGCAGAUCAAGAGGGCGGUGACCAUGGCGAGCCUCAACAAGACCGGCAGAGCUUUGCGUGCGUGGAGAGACUGCACGGGCGAGAGGGAUCAUCUCAUCUUCUACGACGGAUCCAGUACUGAUGAUCCAGUCCUCGUCAAGUUCUGCGGGGGUGACUGGCUGCCCAGGGUGGUGUCAAGAGGUCCGGAGAUGCUGGUGGCUUUCCAUUCCUCGCCGUUCAGCAUCCCGCUUCAUUCAUCGACUGCCCCGUCUCCUCUCAGAGGAUUCGAACUCGACGUGGACGUCGUGUUUUCUGACUCGGACUCACUUGACUAUUCAAGAGAACCACGCAGUUGCGAGUUUUGGGUGAAUGCCAGCAACCCCGACAGCGAGGACUGGAUGUUGCGGCCGAAAGGUCGGGCGGGCAACGUCCUGAGUCCGCGACACACACUCCCUCCCAACACCACCUGCACCUACCGCUUCCGAGGAAGUGCUGGCGACCUUGUCUGGCUGUACUUCGUCUCGUACUCACACCAACCGUUGCUGACGACCAACAGCGACCCCACAGCCACUUCCGCUCCCCCCGGCCAAAACUCUCCGACUUCCACAAGCAACCAGAGCGCCAACGUCACGCACACGUGUUCCACACGUCUCAGAAUAUGGGACGGCGGUGGGACAGAGUCAGACGUAUUGCUGGCCGAUCACUGCGACGCGGACCCUCCGCGACUGUGCGACCACACUUCGCUCAGCAAUGUCACUCGGGUCACGCGUCCCUGCAGCCGCUUCGAGAGCUACGUCUCCACGGGGCCUGACCUCACAAUGCGACACUACUCGGAGGACGGCACAGCGCUGCACCCUGCCACAUUCCGCCUCAAAUACGAGUUCGUAGACACUCGCAUGGGCGGUGAGCCUUGGUCGGGGCGGAAGGGGGAGGAACCGCCACCCCAGCCGUGUAGCCGAGUGUUCCGGAAGACACGAGGCGGCGAGUUUUCGUCUCCGAGAAAUGUUUUUCUCUUCGGGCGAGGGGGCGCUAGAAACCUGUCAUGUGUGUACCGAUUAGAGGCAGGGACUGGCGAGAAAGUCCGGCUCACGCUUCACAACGCGUCUUUUGGCGAGUCGUUGUCAUGCGUGACGGAGUCCGACCCACACACGGGGCGCCCGAAAUGUGCUUCGGUCACUCCGCCCCCUGGAGAAGAGAAACGCGUUUCGCAACUCAGAAUCCUAGAGGUUCCAUGGCGCGACGUCAAGGUCUCCCGUGCGUGUCUGUGUGACAACUCCACGCUCUCGGCUUCUGGUUCGCGUCACCUUGUCUUCAUCUCCUCCACCCGGAUCAUAGAGCUACACUUCACCGUGACGCGGCUCAAUAUCACGGAAGACUUCGCCGAUCUCUACUUUCACGCGUCGUUCGAGACAGUCAGGGCCCCGGAAUGUCCGAGGAAGCAGAGACUGCGUGGAUCAGGAGGGGAGAUCGAGUUCGUGAGUCCGCCUCACUCCAGGUUGGAUGUCUACUGCGAGGGACUGCCGUGGCUUGUGGAGGCACACGAGAACAGAAGCCUCUUCCUGCUCACUUGGGGCACCUUCCUGCCACUGGAGCCAUCGCCCGACGACCCCGCCAGAUGUCACACUACGAACAGGGUGUUACUGUACUCGGGACGACCAGCCAAGUUACUCCGAGUGGUCUGUCCGGCCUCUCCCAACGCCAGACAGUACGCCGUACACGUCUUCUCCGAGGAGUGGUUCAGUGCAGGAACCAUGGGAGAAGACACGCCAACAACAAGCAACAGUGGGACCUCUGUAGAAGGAAGUAGAGCCUUCUAUUUGAGGUCUCCUCGACCACCAAGUUUCCUCGUAGAAUUCGUCGGCCGCGAACCAGGCGUCGCAGCCCUCAACUGGUUGGAAAUCUCGCGUUCCAGAUCAUCUCUGCUUCAACAGCUUCAGAUAGAUUACGUCGGAAGCGACAACGACUCCAUGACGUCGUCACUUCCCGCCGACUGGGACUGCCCACAUCGGUGUCCAGAGCUAAACGCCUGCAUCAGUGCUAGUCUGUGGUGUGACGGUCGCUCGAACUGUCCGUCAGGGUUUGACGAGGACGAGUCACAUUGUGCUGCAGGCAGAAGUUUAUUCGCGUAUUUACCAGGUGGGAUAUACACAGCGCUAGGGGUAGGGGCGGCGAGUGUCGCCGCAUUGACGAUUUUCCUGUGUGUGGCAGCAGUUCAUCGGAUACGAACUCAGAAGAAGAGGAGGAGGAGGUUGGGUAAAAAGAAGCGAAAUCGUGGGGGCGUGGACGUCGGACCACGACGCGUCCCCACAGAGGAGAUGCUACUUGAUCCGUCAGGAUCAACGACAUCUUCCUGACAACCGGCUCAGUCAGUGGAGUUUAUACACGUGGACAGGGAAACCACGGUGUGACACUGCCAACAACAGCUCUGGGUUCGGAUAUCAUGCAUGCAGACUAUUACAGACUGGUAACACCGGUGCUUCGAGGUGGGACGAUCCGUUUACCAGGGUAACGACAAUGAGUUGCGCACUGUAGUGUUCUCAUUUAAAAGUAAUAUAUUUGUAAUGACUCUCGAGUACUGCAUAUGAAAAUAUUAAACUAUUAACAACUAGUUUUUUAUAUUAAAACAGCGGUAAAAUUGUCACUGUGCUUAAACAACACAACACAAAGAUGCACGUGGGAAUGGAGGCGAAACUCCAGGUAUUCUUAAAUUAGUGAGAUUUCAAGUUCUCACGGCUACGAAGCUGAGUGUCUUCUGUUGUGAUGAGCUGUGUCGUCUGUUAGAAGUUUACCGACGUUUCAGAGGCGUUUGCUGCCUCCAACAUCACAGCAAUUACGUACCAUGUAUGUUACUGGUAACAGCACAUGUGAGACUACACGGAGUCGGUAUCAAGAAGACCGCAACAUCUGCAUUUUGUUACUUUGAUAAUUCUUGAUUCGUUACCUAACUAGAUCAAAAGGACAGGACAAUAAGUUCUUCAGAAAUGUCGGUAAUCUUUGUCAUAUCUGCGCGGUGCCUUGCACAGAACGCUCUGCGAUGAAUAACACCACCAUUAAAAUUUCAUGCUUCAUCAGUUCCAUUCAGGAGGCUGAAAACAUUCUCUAGACUUAAGGAGUCUUGCGUCACUGCCUUCGAGGUACGGUGUUACCAGUCUCUCAUCCUCCUACUUAGGCCAUAGUUAAGAGUCUCUGUGUAUAUAUUCUAACCCAAAUGAGCUCAGCAAACGUUAGAUAUGACAUGCUCAAAUAAAUUUAUUCUUAUUUUACCAUACGUAACCAGUGAGAACCAUAAUGUUUUGAGAUUGUACUCUUCUGAAAGAGAGUGAGAGAGAGGGAAAAAAGAAAUGUUUGACAUGGUGAAUGUGAAAUGUGUUCAGGUUAGGUUGUAAAGUGGAUCUUAAGAGUUUGUUGUGCGUGGUUUUGAUAGUCUGCAGCGGAAGGGAGGUUAGUAAGAAACUUAAAAGUUAUAAAUUAUCUUCCUUCCACUCGAAUUAACAACACCCAUUCAUUUGCCCCUGCAAAUUAAAGAUUGUUAAUCAACUGAUACUAAAAUUGUUUUCCUUAUAUUAAGACUCUAUAGCACAACUUAAUCUCUCAGCGAUACGAGAUUAGGAUUAGUUUCAAAAUUAGUAGAAUAUGAAUUAAUAUAAUAUGAAAAAUAUUUUAGGGUGCUUAACAAUUUCGUUAUUAAGCACACGUUUGCUUAAUAUAAAUUUCAAAAUCAUAUUCGGCUCCUAAGCACAAAUUUUAGUAUGGCAUCUCCAACGGUAAAUUUGAAGAGAUUUUCUAUUGCUUUAGUGGUACAUUGCUUAGUGAUAGAAAAUGGAAUAAAGUGAAAUGUCAGAGCGGCUGAUUAGAUAUAAAUUAGCCCGAAAAUGGCGAAUCCUCAAAAUAACCACGCCUCUUCCCACUCAAAAUUAAGGGAAGUAUGCCGCCUCCACAUUUGUUUCAUGAAAACAAAAAAGUGCGUAUUUAAUUUGAACUCAUACUGUUAUAAAUAAGAUCCAAUGCACUAAAACGCUGAAAGUAGGAUAUUAUUGUAUCAGACGUAUGACUUGUCUUUGGAAACAGCGGUCAGUGCCAACUUUAGAAAAAGGAAAACCCUUAAGGUUUUGCGUUUCUACAGUUAUAUUAUUAUAGACCAGCGAAAUCGAUUUCUAAGUUUAAACUGAGAGGUAGAUGGUAGGCGCCGCUGAGUCUGACAAAAGGUUUCAAAUGUCGUUAGUGGGAUUGUAUAUACACGAAGAAUUCGGACGAUUAUACUCGUGUCAGAUGUUUGAAUUCUGAUAUCUCACAAAGGUUACAUAUUUAUAUACACAAGACACACUAACUCUUGCCCUCAGGUACUCGCGGCUGGAGUUCAAAGUAUGACUUCGGCUUUCGGGGAUAAUCUUGAAGAGGGUAGCUGCAACUUUUAUCGAAACGUUGGAUGACCUUCAAAACCUCAUGCAAGUAAUCCCCGAAAGUCGGAAUUAUACACAACAAAGUACUAACUCCGUGCAGCUCAGUCCUUCUUGAGAGACAAGUAGUCACUCAGGUAAUUGAAAGUUCCCCGCCUCUCAUUACCGUGUUCACAAGAUCCAGCACAAAAUGA